Messenger RNA from Diuraphis noxia (Russian wheat aphid), 1255 nucleotides. RefSeq lists its product as uncharacterized. The record is from RefSeq and is a predicted model, not a curated record. Gene Ontology annotation, molecular function: DNA binding. Lineage: Eukaryota; Metazoa; Arthropoda; Insecta; Hemiptera; Aphididae.
AUUGCGCGUAAGUUGGCAGACGCCAAACGUCUAGAAAUAGACCGUUUUGUUUGCCGCGGCAGUUAAGAUUUGGUGUUCGCCUGCAUUCCAACCUUCAAACCGUGUUAAAGACAUAUAAAGCGUUUUGAAAUACAACAGGUAGUGCCACCGAGUGCGAUAUAAACGCUAUUUAAACGCUGCGAAAUCAUUACUACUGAAAAAUGACGAAAACUACCGAGGAAGCUGGAUACGAUCUCGUCCAAGCCUUACUUAAAUUUCACGAUGGAACUCACGGUGCCCGAGACCGCAUGGUUCAUAAGCCCGGAUGGAAAAUGCUUUUUAUGAUGCUGAAAUAUUUAAACUGCUACCCGGAAUUAAUUUCAAUGCCGUAUCAGUUGACUCCAAUUAUACUGGACAUACCACUCGAAUAUCGUCAAAUUGUCUUGAAAACCCCUAUGAUCGUCAGAAGACGUCAUGUAGAAUUAUUACCUAUAAAAUAUGGCUAUCGAGAAUUUUGGAAGACUAAUAUAAAUCGUUCAAGGGCAUUGCCUUAUCAAUAUUUAUUGUGGGAAGGCGGUUUCGUCCUGAUUGUAUUUUGUUUUUACGCCAUUGGUGACAAUGUCAUACGUGUAGUAAAUAUCACAAUACAUUUUUCAAAAAAAGACGUUCAACCUGAGCCCCUAUGUUAUCAAGAUAAGCUCAUGCUGGAAGAGUGUUAUCCACUGGAUUCGUUCAAUCCCGGAUUUGCAUUACCCAAACCAGUAUCGAUCAACACAAACAGGUGGACAAUUUUGCGAGAGUUGAAAGAAUCCAGUGACAAAAAAGGCAACGAACUAUUUUUGCUAUCAUUAUCGCCUUUAAUGGACGAAUUGUCUGACCAAGUUCUUACGGACACCAGACGCAAAAUGUUAGAGCUGUUGGAAGAAGCAAUGAGCUGGAAAAGAAAUUUUGAUCGUUAGAAUGCCRUGACAAUCGAGUCCUUGUGUAUGAAGACGUGUAUACUCUGUUAUAAUUUUAAAACGAAAAAAUAUUAAUAAGUUUUUUGUAAUAAUUAUAGAUAGUGCCUAUACGGGGCUAUACUAUUAGUACGAGUAAAUUUAUAUUCAUUAAACGUUCCCGGUAUUCGAUUGCUUAUUGCAGACCUCGUAUAGCUAUGCUAUUAAUUUAUUGUAUACAUAAUAUACACCUUUAAGGCUAUAAAGAUAAUAUUGGUAACACUAACGUUUAWGUUGUAAAAUUCAUAUAAGUACCUAUUUUAAUAAUUGUUUUUUGUAGU